Perca fluviatilis (European perch) is the source of this 1038-nucleotide messenger RNA. RefSeq names its product CD209 antigen-like protein E. The record is from RefSeq and is a predicted model, not a curated record. The coding region runs from base 1 to 861 and encodes 286 amino acids. Lineage: Eukaryota; Metazoa; Chordata; Actinopteri; Perciformes; Percidae. The transcript has 7 exons.
AUGGAUGACAUCUAUGCCAAUGUUGACUAUGACAAGUCUGUUGACCCAACACCUUCGACAAAUCAGACAGGUCCCAGGAGCUCAGAGAAGAGAUUUCAUGGAGCUGUUGUUCUCUGUCUGGGGCUGCUGAGUGUUUUCCUGCUGGCUGGGCUCAUCAGCCUCGGUGUCCACUCUGCAGAGCUCUCCUUUAUCAAAGCCAACCUGACUGAGCGUCUCCACGCCAGUGAUGACAAGUCUUUUUCCCUGACUGAAGAGAGAGACCGGCUGAACUCCAGGCUCACUGAAAUGGCUAAAGAGUUGGACCGGCUUAAACAGACUGCAGAGCUCUCCUCUAUCAAAGCCAACCUGACUGAGCGUCUCCAGGCCAGUGAUAACAAGUCUUCUUCCCUGACUGAAGAGAGAGACCGGCUGAACUCCAGCCUCACUGAAAUGACUAAAGAGUUGGACCGGCUUAAACAGAAGAAAACGUGUCCAGCAGGAUGGAGGAUGUUCAGUUCUUCCUGUUAUCUCCUCUCUGCUGAGUCUGGUUCCUGGGAGAAAGGCAGACAAGACUGCAGAGAGAGAGGAGCAGAUCUAGUGGUGAUAGAAAACUCUGAAGAGCAGACAUUUCUCUCUGAUUUCAUCAAAAAAGAUACUUGGUAUUGGAUUGGUCUGACUGACAGAGAUGAGGAGGCGACCUGGAAAUGGGUAGAUGGAACUCCACUGACUCUGAAGAACUGGAAGAGAGGGCAGCCUGAUAAUGGCCGUGGAUGUCACCAGUGUGGCAAAGAGGACUGUGCACAUAUUGGACCUACCACCGCUGAGUGGAAUGACCUGUCAUGUGAAAAAGUUAUGUACUGGAUCUGUGAGAAUAAAGCUUAACAUUGGUGUAUGUUUUGAGAUCAUACAUUUGAUAAUGCUUUUUACAGUGUAAGCUAUGAUCUCCGUCAUCAUGUGAUGAUGUGCAUGUGUGCUUGUGUGUCCAUAACAGGGUAUCAGUGAACACAAAUACUGGGACUAAUAUGUAUGUAAAUGCCUGAUUAAUCUAUAUCUAAUAUA